GAUAGUGGAGGUUUUCAAAUGAUCAACAAUGUUCCCACCUCAGAGCAUUCUAUAUUUUUACAAAAUUCUAUCGGUGCUGACAUUAUAAUGCAAUUGAAUGAUGUAGUAUCAUCAUUAAUAACCGGAAAAGGGGUUGAAGAAAAUUUAUUUACUAUUGUACAAGGCGGAUUGGAUUCUAAUUUACGAAAGAAAUGUUUCGAAGAAAUGGUAUUACGUGAUACACCCGGAUACGCGAUAGUUGGUUUAAGUGGUGAUGAAGAAAAAGAUAUUUUUGGAAAAUGUAGAGUAACGCUAUGUACCGAUUUAUUACCCAAGAACAAACCUAUAUAUUGUAUGGUAUUGGGACCUUGUUGUUCUGCAUUAGGUGUUGAUAUGUAUGAUUGUGUUUUUCCAACUUGUACUGCG
Molecule: messenger RNA, 405 nt
Organism: Racocetra persica
Lineage: Eukaryota; Fungi; Glomeromycota; Glomeromycetes; Diversisporales; Gigasporaceae
Source: the annotation of a GenBank genome assembly